Messenger RNA from Pseudoliparis swirei, 4491 nucleotides. RefSeq names its product inositol polyphosphate-4-phosphatase type I Ab (gene inpp4ab). Lineage: Eukaryota; Metazoa; Chordata; Actinopteri; Perciformes; Liparidae. The transcript is spliced from 28 exons. Bases 517 to 3462 code for a protein of 981 amino acids. The record is from RefSeq and is a predicted model, not a curated record. Gene Ontology annotation, cellular component: cytoplasm. Gene Ontology annotation, molecular function: phosphatidylinositol-3,4-bisphosphate 4-phosphatase activity.
AACCGGUGCAGCACUCCGAGCAGCGCGCUCCUCCGGACUGCCCACUGUCCGCCCGACAACACGGACGCUACGGCCCCGCGCGCCGGCGGACCGGCUACCGGGACCUCACGGCGAGGCGCGACUACCGGCCGCUUUCUGCACGCGCGCCGCUCACACAUCAGAGACGUUUCUCUCGGUCGCUCGUUUCCCGUUCUUCAGGAGACGGAGGAAGAGAAAGCGGAGGAGUGGAGGUUCAGGUGGAGCGAGGCCCGGGGGUCCAGACCCAGAACCAGACCCAGAGGCAGAACCAGAGCCAGAACCACGGGAUAUAUAAAGCUAAUAAGCUCAGUUUCCAUCAUGAAGACGACCGCUUGUUUCAUAACCACAAAUAUAACACUAAAUGUGAUCGUUCCUCACUGACCCUGGAUCAGCUUACUUCCUCUUCUCCAUCCAAUAGGCUAGCUCCUGAGCAUCCGAGAGCGGGUCGCCUCACAUGGGCGUGUGUGAGGGCGUGUGUGUGUGUGAGGGCGGACAGGCAUGGCGGGCGUCCGAGAGCGCGGCGAGCGCGGCUCCCGGCGGCCGUGGUCGGUGUACCGGGCCAGCACAUUCGAGCUGUCCAGCGAGAUGAUCGGCUUGGCUCUCGCAGGAAAUAGUCAGGACCCAGAUGAGCCGGUGCUGGAGUUCAGCGUGGCCUGCACGGAGCUGCAGACGCCCUCCGCGGACCGGAAGCCCAACAGUUUCGUGGUGGUGAGCUGUACGACGCUGCCGCAGGCCUUCUGGACCAAACACGCCCAGACCGAGGUCAUCGAGGGCACCAGCAACCCCAUCUUCCUCAGCAGCGUGGCCUUCUUCCAAGAGUCCAACAUCAACCAGCAGACGCAGGUGAAGGUCACCGUCUACGACGUGAAGGACCGCUCGCAGGGCACGAUGUACAUGUUGGGCUCGGCACUUUUUCCUGUUAAAGAGUUGUUGCAGGAGAAGAGCCACAGAUUACAGCUGGAACUGAGGUCGGCAGAGAACCAGCGGGUGGGGAACAUCACCGUUGCUGCCUGGCAGAUGGAGGAGAGGGCGGAUCAGAGGAUGUCGGGCGGCCGCCUGCCGGACAGCAUCAACGGACGGACGAUGCUGCCCGUCGACGAGAGCCUCACCGAGUCGAUGGGCGUCCGGAUGAAGUACGCGUCGCUAAGCAAAGACAUCCUGCUGCGCUCAGUGUUCGGGGGCACGAUGUCCCGGAUGUACCGCUUCCCCACCACGGACGGGAACCACCUCCGGGUGCUGGAGCAGAUGGCCGAGAGCGUCCUCUCCUUGAACGUCCCCAGACAGUUCGUCAAACUGCUGCUGGAGGAGGACGCGGCCAGGGUGUGUGAGCUGGAGGAGCUGGGGGAGCUGUCGCCCUGCUGGGAGAAUCUGAGGCGGCAGAUCGUCUCUCAGUACCAGACCAUAAUACUCACGUACCAGGAGACGCUGUUGCACCUCACCGACUACCGAGGCCCGUCGUUCAAAGCCAGCAACCUGAAGGCGGAGAGGAAGCUGGAGUUCAUGCCCACCAACCUGCACGUCCAGAGGAUGAGGGUCCAGGACGAGCUGGGCUUCGAACACACGUAUGACGUCAUCACCAUCGGGGCGCCGGCCGCUCACUGCCAGGGCUUCAAGAGCAGCGGCCUGAGGAAACUCAUCCACAAGUUUGAGGAGGCGAAGAAACACGCAUGUGAGGAGGAACGCUCCGCCCUCUCCAGCUCCCAGUCCAUCGUCUACAUUCCUCAGGACAUCGUGCGAGCCAAAGAGAUCAUCGCCCACAUCAACACGCUGAAGACUCAAGUCAGCUACUACGCCGAGAGGCUCUCCCGAGCCGCCAAGGACCGCUCGGCCGGCGGCCUGCAGCGAACGCUCGCCAUCCUGGCCGACAAGACUCGCCAGUUGGUGACGGUGUGCGACUGCAAGCUGCUGGCGUCGGCCAUCCAGGCCCUGAACGCAGCGCGGCCUGAGUACGUGGCCUCCGAGGCGUCUCCCUCCGCCGACGCCGAACAAGUAGUCCUGAGAAACGACCAGGACACGCUGCUCGCCAAGUGGAGCGGCUCCAACAGCCGCGCCUCGCUGCAGCUGGACUGGCUCGAGGAGGAGUGGGAGAAGGUCUGGCUGAACGUGGACAAGUCUCUGGAGUGCAUCAUCCAGCGCGUGGACAAGCUGCUUCAGAAGGACAGGAGGCCGAGCGUCAGCAGCCAGGACAGUACCCCGUCUGACCUGCAGGGCGGCGCCAGUAAGAAAGGUGAAGGAAAGAGACGGGCGUUCUGGAUCAACCCAGAGUCAUCUCCAUCAUUACCAUCUUCAUCCUCAUCACCACCACCAUCCUCUUCCUCUCUGCCCGCCCUCUCCUCUGCACAGGACUUCUAUGGGAGCCCCAGUGCUGAGGAGGCCUACCCAGGCGAGUGGAGCGAGGCGCUGUACCCGCUGCUCACCACGCUCACCGAGUGCGUCGCCAUGAUGGCCGACAAGGCCAAGAAGUCCAUGGUGUUCCUGCUGAUGCAGGACAGCGCGCCCACCAUCGCCAUGGACCUGUCGCUGCAGUACCGCCGCGACGUCGUCUUCUGCCAGACGCUCACCGCUCUCAUCUGCGGCUUCAUCAUCAAACUGAGGAACUGUCUCCGUGACGACGGAUUCCUCCGUCAGCUGUACACCAUCGGCCUGCUGGCUCAGUUUGAGUCCCUGCUCAGCACCUACGGUGAGGAGCUGGCCAUGCUGGAGGACAUGAGCGUCGGCAUCAUGGACCUCCGCAACGUCACCUUCAAGGUGACACAGGCCAUCGGUAGCUCCGCCCCCGACAUGCUGCCCAUCAUCACGGGGAACCGCGACGGCUUCAACGUGCGCAUCCCGCUGCCGGGCGCCAUGUUCGACGCGUUGCCGCGGGAGAUCCAGAGCGGCAUGCUGCUGAGGGUGCAACCGGUGCACUUCAACGUGGGCAUCAACGAGCAGCAGACGCUGGCGGAGAAGUUUGGAGACACGUCCCUGCAGGAGGUCAUCAACCUCGAGAGUCUCUCCAGGUUGAAUUCGUACUACGAGCAGUUCAAAGAAGUCCUGCCGGAGGACUGCCUCCCGAGGUCUCGCUCCCAGACGUGUCUCCCGGAGCUGCUGAGGUUUCUGGGGCAGAACGUCCACGCCAGGAAGAACAAGAACGUGGACGUCCUCUGGCAGGCGGCCGAGAUCUGCCGCCGGCUGAACGGCGUCCGCUUCACCAGCUGCAAGAGCGCCAAAGACCGCACGGCCAUGUCGGUGACCCUGGAGCAGUGUCUGAUCCUGCAGCAUGAGCACGGCAUGGCGCCGCAGGUCUUCACGCAGGCGCUGGACUGCAUGCGCAGUGAAGGCUGCCGGCGAGAGAACACGGUGAAGAACGUCGGCUGCAGGAAGUACGCGUUCAACUGCCUGCAGCUCAAGGCCUUCCCCAAACACUACCGCCCCGAGGGCACCUACGGGAAGGUGGAGACCUGACGGCACCCCGCGGUGCUCCGCCUCGCAUCAUCGGACCGGACGGACACUGUGUUUUUUGGUAAAGGCCGGGAAUCAGACCCCCGGUUUCUGUCCCGGAGGAGAAUAAACAAACUGUUUGGCCUUCCGGAAAACAAACCGCAGAAGUGUUUUUUUAUGUUUUAGUUGUUUGUUCCAUGUUAUGCACAACAAACACGUUGGAUUCAAGAACGUUUAAAUGUAUGAACGACACUGCCUCACCUCUGAUCGAGCUGAUACGAUCAAUAUCGACCAAUAUCGAGCACGCACACAUUUAUAUUUAUGCUCCACGAUGAAAAUUCAUUAAAAACACAUUUUAAAUCCAAUUAUAUACGAAUAAAACUGACUAUCUGUUGUCAGCCCACCGUGUUCAGACACAUUUCCACGUUAGGAUGUCUUGAAGCCUCUGAUGAACUAUUCAAGGAUGAUAUUUAUAUUGAGGGGAAGGAUCGUUUUAUUUGUUGUCAACAAAUCAAAUGAAAAUGUAAAAUGUGUCACGUCACAGACUGAAGUAUUUCCCGCUCUUUUCUCCUGCUCACGUUUCCGCUGUGAUCAAUAAAUCAGGACACAGGAACUGUAACUCUGUCUCUGUGUGAAGAAAACUGGACUGAAACUCACAAUAAUGUCAGAAUAUUCUUUUAUAUUAUGGAAAAAUAGGAUAAAUUAAACUUCAUUAAUCUCAAUCGGAGGGAUUAAAUGAUACUUAAAUGGAUUCAGAAUAAAGGGGUUCCACCUCUUCUUUAAAUGCAAUUUGUUUUUGCUGCUUAUGUUUUUUCUUUUCAACCAAAAUAAGAAAAUCCGAAGCAGCUAAACCGAGAUAUUAAUAACAUGUGUAAUGACGCGUCUGAACCACACGGGGGAGCCUCUUUACGGUUUAACCGCGUUCAUCAAGCAAGUUUUUGUUCUAAAUCCAGUUUAUCUUGUUUUACUUGAGACUUUCUUUCGAUCCGAGACGGUUUGAAUCUCUUUAUAUUAUAACUUGUCGAUAUCUGACUGAAAUAAAUAUGAAAUGUA